This is a messenger RNA of Cuculus canorus (common cuckoo), 6056 nucleotides long. RefSeq names its product ethanolaminephosphotransferase 1. Gene Ontology annotation, biological process: phosphatidylethanolamine biosynthetic process. Gene Ontology annotation, cellular component: Golgi apparatus; endoplasmic reticulum membrane. Gene Ontology annotation, molecular function: ethanolaminephosphotransferase activity. Lineage: Eukaryota; Metazoa; Chordata; Aves; Cuculiformes; Cuculidae. The transcript has 10 exons. The record is from RefSeq and is a predicted model, not a curated record. Bases 46 to 1206 code for a protein of 386 amino acids.
GCCUCCCUCCCCGCCCGCCGCGCUCCCUCGGCUCCCGGCGCGGCGAUGUGGCGGUGGCGGUAUGUCAGCGACCGGCAGCUGGAUGGAUUCCGCCGGUACAAGUACAGUGCUGUGGAUACCAAUCCCUUAUCUGUGUAUAUUAUGCAACCCAUCUGGAACAAAAUUAUUAAGAUAGUGCCUUUGUGGAUUGCUCCCAACCUGUUAACAUUCUCUGGAUUUGUCAUGGUUUUAGUUACUUAUUUUCUAAUAUCUUUUUAUGACUGGGACUACACUGCCUCAGGUACCAGUCCUGGACGUGUUCCCACCUGGGUGUGGCUGUUCAGUGCUUUUACCACCUUUUGUGCUUAUGCUUUAGACUCCAUAGAUGGGAAACAUGCUCGAAGGACUCAGUCUAGUACUCCUCUGGGAGAAUUAUUUGACCAUGGACUGGAUAGCUGGGCUACCUCCAUUUUUGUGCUUUCUUUUUUUUCUCUCUGUUCCGGUGACAAGUCUGGAGUUUCUGUAUAUACAAUGUAUAUAUAUUUAAGCAUUGUCUUGUUUAACUUUAUGUGUUCACACUGGGAGAAAUAUAUUACAGGAGUUCUUUUUCUUCCUUGGGGAUACGAUAUAAGCCAAGUGGUAUUAAUUGCAGCAUAUCUGCUCACUGGUGUUUUUGGUGUGGAAGUCUGGCAGAAGCCUUUCCUGUUUGGUUACUACAUCAUAGACGCAUUAGUAAUCAUGCUUAUAGGCUUCAGUUUAUUACUUUCAUUGCCACAAACACUAUACAACAUUCACAGAGCACAUAUAAAGAAAACACUGAAGAAUGAUUCUUUGUAUGAAGGACUCCUACCUCUUGUGUCACCUCUGUUGCUCUUCAUUCUUCUUACAGUCUGGGUGUUUUUUUCUCCAGGAAACAUAUUAGUAAAGCAACCAAGGUUGUUUUUAUGGAUGGUUGGGGUUGCUUUCUCAAACGUUGUUUGCAAGGUGAUCAUCUGCCAGAUGAGCAGCACCCAGCCGGAGCUUUUCCACUGGUUCCUCUUCCCGCUGGCGCUGGUGGUCUAUACAGCCAUCUCCGGGCUACUGGGCUGGACAGAAGAAGUGGUGCUCGCUGUGUUCACCACGGCGAUCACGGCUGCCCACGUGCACUACGGGGUCUGCGUGGGGAAGCAGCUGAGUGAGCAUUUGAACAUUUACAUCUUUUCCCUGAAGAAACGUGUCCAAGAGUGAACACCUGCGCUAUAAUCAGACUGCAACACUUGAUGUGGAGAUUUGCAACUCUUCUGAUGUGAUAAAUAGUUGGAAUUAGUCUGAUUAAAAUAACCAAAGAAGAGAAUAGUUCAGAUAAAUGAACCACUUUGACAAUGAGCUAUGCAGUAAGAUGCUUCAUCUCAGAGGAAGAUUCCCGUCUAGCAGAGGUGUUUAUCAAGUCAUUCUGCCGCCGAUAUUUAUUCUCUUCACUAAUGCUGUGUUACUGCUCUCUCUGAAGAUUUUGUCUUCCUCCUCUUCACCACUGUGUCCAAAGUCCUGGUUAAAUCCAUGUCGGGUUAUGUGAGAUCCUUGAUGGUUUAUAAGCAGCACUGGCUUUGCCCAGCCUAGUUACCAGAGGGACCCCUGCAAUGCAAACCCUCCCUUAGACAUCUGUGCCUGCUCCACUUGCCAUAUUUAUUUUCUCACCACUCGUUUCUUCCAUACAGCCUCCUGAAGGGCUUACGCACAUUCACUGUUUUCCUCAUCUCAAAUAAGCGCAUGAAAAAAAAGAGAAUGAGUUCAGAUAGCGAUGGGUACAGUAAAGCAAUUUUGAAACAUAUGAUUUUUUUUUCCCCGGCAUUAAGAGGAGUCUUAGCUGACCUGUAUCUGUCAGAAAUGCAGGCUCCAUACAGCAGCAACUGGCCUUUUUACUUAUUUUCUAGGCAGUAACAAGUGCAUGGUUGAUAUUUCAGUAGGAAAACACAAUAUGCCCCACCUAGGUAAGCAGCUGAGAAUAAAUUUGGCCAACAAACCUUUAAAGAUUCUCAUAUUUCUUUGCAAAACUAGUCAGUCAAAUCUUAUCUGUGAGUGUGAAACGCUAAGCAAAUAAUUAUUUGUCUGCGUGCUUGAAACAAAUUCUUGUGGUUUUAGAUAAUGAUAAAAAAACGAGACAAAAAAAGCUUUUUUUUAGACAUUACACGUUUGCAUGCAGAUAUAAACUGCUCACUUCAUCUAUAAUAUAUGUAGGUUUUCUGCAUGCCUUGGAGGAAACUCAAAUUCUUACUCCUUCAUCUCUUUUGAUAUGCUGCCCUAACCAGAGGGGCUUUGUGGCCUUGAAGCACUAAUGCAACAAUCUGUCUGCUUUUCCUAAGGUAAUCUUUAUAUUGCAUUUCUUGCACAGAGGGAUGAGACUGUCUGAUUGGCAUGUUUAUUAACUAGUUAACUCUCUUGCUUGCCAGAAGCAGGGCAGAAGCGUAGUUGUGGAGCUGCUGAGCCUUAAGUUCACCCUUUCCAGUUCUUUGACCAUUUCUCUGGCUUUAUCACUGGCUUGAUAAUUUUUUCCAGUUAACAUACCCCUACAUCAUAAACCCCUAUUUUCAGCUGAGCACCAACUCAUCAUAUCUUCAUGAACAGCUUCAAUUUUGAGUUUGCAGGGCCUGUUACAGUUGCUGACCUACCGCAACAGCAGUAGGGCUGGUAUCUCCUGGCAGCCCUUACCGUGCGUACCAGGGGACAAGACUGCACACCAGCUUCCUCUCUUCACAAACCAGAAAUUCCACACCAGCUUAUAAAUCAUAGAAUGGUUUGGUUCAGAAGAGACCUUAAAGAUCAUCCAGUUCCAAACUCCCUGCUAUAAGCAGGGACACCUCCCAGCAGACCAAGCUGCCCAAGGCUCCAUCCAACCUGGCCUUGAACACUUCCAGUGUGGGGCAUCCACAGCUUCCCUGGGCAAACUGUGCCACUAUCUCACCUCACCACCCUCAUUGUGAAGAAUUUCUUCCUAAUGUCUAGUCUAAAUCUUCCCCCCUCCAAUCUGAAGCCAUAAAGUAUCUUAUUAUUUGAGACAUGUACGUUCCACUUACCAAACAAGCAUAUUAAGGGUCCCACCCCCAAAUGAACACCAUACUACGAUCAGUUCAAGCAGCUGAAGGCCUGGCUUCAGUGGAGGACACAGGUCAUCCUGUUCAAUGCUGGUUUGGAGACUUUGCUGCGCCUUGCAGUCUUGGGGCAGGGAGGUGGCUCCCACACCCUCUGGCACUGCUGUGGUCCAGCUCCAGGGCUGCAGCUGGAUCAACAAGAGGCAUCUCCCAGCCUUUGUCUCCACCGCAGAGUGGCCCAUGCCCCUGCCCCGCAUGAUGCCCAGGAAAUGUGGGGUCUCUGCUGAGGUGCUCACUACGCGCCCGAGGACUCUGUUUCUUAGGGCUGUUUAUUUAAUGAGAGAUGCUAAAAACGGCACUUCUGACUGAAGGGAAAUGUACAAGCUUGAUGUAGGCGUGCACCCAGCAAUCUCACUGUUUGAUGAGGUAUUAUAUCCAAUACCCGAUACACCGCCACAAAAGUCUCACCUAUUUCAACAGUUUGUAUUUAACCCAUCCAUCAAAAUUAUCUGGAGGAAGACCUGACGAGAAAAGAAUUAGAAUAAAAUAAACAAAAAUACCUCUGGAUUGGAUGCGGUUGUACUGGAGGAACAGUGUAGAUAGGCUUCCCUUUCGCCCUGUCUUGCACUUAUUUAUGAAACAGUUGGAAAUAAAGAGUCACAGAAGCAGCACAAUUCGAUGCACUGUAAUGGAGUAUUUUGAAAGAUUUCAUUAAAUUAAAUUAUAAAACUUGAACUGCCACCACCUGCCUGCACUUGUACCUUCCUGAAGACAAAUACAGUAUCACUUUUAAAGGAAAUUAAGCUCAUAACAGCUUUUUCACAUUUGAUUUGAAGACAUGGCAAAUUGUCUUCAUUUGCCUUUUUUAAAGCAACUUGUCUCUACAAUCUCUAUAAAGACCAAGAUAAAAAUGGAUUAUGCAUUGCACAGAGUAUAUAUUGAAUUGUUAGCCAUCUUAAAUGAUAACUGGUUCACUGAAUGGGGAAAAAAAAUCCUUUGUUUAUAGGGUGGUAGGAUAGCAGAUUUAUUUUGUGAAGUCAGAUAGUGGUAUGAAGAUGACCUAAGUUUUAUUUUUGGUCAUAACAUUGUGACAGAAAGUUUUCAACUAUUUGAAAUGGAAAAUAUCUUACUUCUUUCUUACACUGUUGAGCAUUUGCACUCGCCCAAAGACAUACCACCCUCUUAGUCUUACAAAAAGCAACUAAACUAGUGCUGCUCUCCUAGGUUUGAGUGCCUGGGUUGGAAAUGGGUUCCUCCGGUUCUAGUUUCACCUUCUAGCAGAAAGCUUCCUUAAGUGGGGCAGUGGUUCAGCUUUAGUCCCAUGGCUACCUGGAGGCAGCAAGGGGGCUUGGGCUGAUUUCUUUAAUGGUGGCACACAACCAGGGAGUCAUAGCAGAAACAAGUCUUGACUCAAGGCUUAAAUCUCUGGAGAUUAACAGCAACUACUGCAGCAACAUCGCUCGUGCUGCAGAAGAUAAGAACAGUGGCAAUUACAAUGAAGUUUCCCCUUUUUCUUUUAAAGAACUAGUAUUAUAAUCUAAAAUGUGGGUGGCUUUUAGGUUCUGCACUACAAGAUUCAUCCCUGAAUACUUGGCCAUUGCAAGAAAAGUCCACUGCGACCUUCAGUGCUUUUGCUCUUGUACUCUCCCUCACAUCCCACCUGCUAUAAGUUUUGCUUUUGCUGUAUCAAAACUGAUAUAGAGGAGAUUUAGCACUCUGAAAUUGAAAAGCAUUUACCAUAAAGAAGAAUGUUCUUACGUGCACAUGCAUACAGCUGCUGAGCUCUUGGGGAAACAAAUACUCCCUACACAUGUGGAAUAAGUGUUUUAUGAAAGUGGCUGCUUUUUUCUUCCUGCCCCCAUAUGCAGUCACUAAUGAAACAAAAGGAUGUACUUACACCAGAAAAGCAUUAUUUUAGAAUGUUUUGAAUAGUCUCUAGAGCUAGGCAGAUUUUAACAUAUAUUUUUUUAUUAAAUAUGUAAAAAGAUAAACGCAAGUCAAGUUAUUCACAUUUUCAGACAAAAAUCUACUCUACCAUGCGACAAUUUGUGGAUAAUGUAAAAUGACUGAUACAUCUGAAUAAGACUUCUUGUAUCUAUUAUGUCAUUACUUAUCUAUUUAUAAUUAACAAUACAUAUGUUUACAUUCCUUUCAGUUUACAUUUAAUAUAUAACCAAAGCUUUAUGGUGUGCUAUUUAGUAAAGGUAAUUACAUAACGCAUAUUAAAACCAUAACGGAAGAAUGGGUUACUCACAGGGGUUGGGGGGAGAAGGACAACUCUUUCCCCUUUCAGAGCAUCGCCUUCCCCUCAGCACAGCCAAACUUCUAUAGUGCCCAAGAGAUACCUUCCUGCUCCGGCUCCCUACAUCAGUCACUUGCCCCUGGAUACAAGCAGUGAGAGGGCUAUGGUUUUCCAACCAGAAAUGGGAUAAGGAAUUUUCAAGAAAUGAAGUUCAGCCUUUUAUAUUUUUUUUCCAUAUGCGCUUUAAAGAGAGAAAAGGAGAGAGGCACAAGCGCCUGGCUACGAACCCUCCCAGGAGCUCAGCAACCCAACCAUUUGCACCUUUAGAAAAACAUAUUCUCUUCAAAUGCUCUCCAUGCAUCUCCUCGAGUAUAAGCAGAAUGAACUGCAGUAAGCAGAGACUGGUACUGAAGAAAUUAAGUUUAUAGCCUGAUCCCAAACUCGUUGCGCCAUCAGAAAUCCCAAACAAGUUAAAAGGACAUUCUGGAGACUGGAAAAAAAUUAGUAACUGCUCUUCAGUUCAACAAUAUUAUGAAGAACUACUGUUUAUUACAAUGACAAUUGUAGUAAGUACAUAUGUUCUAAUAAACACAAAUACAAGAAAAAUGACAAUUCCCCCAUUUGUGGCAAUUCUCAGAAAUACUCAUUUUGAAAUAUACAGAUUUUUAUAAACCAGAUCUUAUUUGUAACCAAUUCAAACGGGAAGGUGCUGGCCUGGAGCUUGCAGCACUUUCACUUCAUCAAGUAAGAAGUGAGGUCAACGCUGGAGG